Messenger RNA from Peromyscus californicus insignis, 4930 nucleotides. RefSeq names its product scavenger receptor class B member 2 (gene Scarb2). Gene Ontology annotation, molecular function: scavenger receptor activity. The record is from RefSeq and is a predicted model, not a curated record. Gene Ontology annotation, cellular component: lysosome; membrane; cytoplasm. The coding region runs from base 331 to 1767 and encodes 478 amino acids. The transcript is spliced from 12 exons. NCBI's taxonomy places the organism in Eukaryota, Metazoa, Chordata, Mammalia, Rodentia, Cricetidae. Gene Ontology annotation, biological process: receptor-mediated endocytosis; protein targeting to lysosome.
GGUUGCUGGCGAGCCACACCGGCCCGCGUCACCGCUCUGCGCGCUCCCUGCACCUCCCCGGCUGCUUCAGCCCAAGAAAACGAAACCCAGGAGGCCCCGGCACCCGCGAUCGCGCCGACUUGGUGCUGCGAGGGCCGUGCUCGCCCCGCGCUCGCCCUGCGCGGACUCCAGAGCUGUGCGCACCGCGCGGGCGGCGGCUGAACCGGCACCGGGCGGGCGCGGGAGCCGUAAGGCCCCGGGGCUUCGGGCGCCUGCUGCGCGGCCUCGGCGGCGUUGGCCCUUUCCCGCUCGCAGUUGGGUCGCGGGCCCGGCCCGUGAGCCGCGCGCAGUAUGGGCAGAUGCUGCUUCUACACGGCGGGGACCCUGUCCCUGCUGCUGCUGGUGACCAGUGUCACGCUGCUGGUGGCUCGAGUCUUCCAGAAGGCGGUAGACCAGACGAUCGAAAAGAAUAUGGUGUUGAGAAAUGGUACCGAGGUCUUUGACUCCUGGGAGAAACCCCCUCUACCUGUAUACAGCCAGUUCUAUUUCUUCAAUGUCACCAAUCCAGAGGAGAUCCUCCGAGGAGAAAUCCCCAUAGUAGAAGAAGUGGGGCCGUACACCUACAGGGAACUCAGAAACAAGGCAAACAUCCAGUUCGGAGAGAAUGGAACAACCAUAUCUGCUGUCAGCAAUAAGGCAUAUGUUUUUGAACGAAACCAAUCAGUUGGCGACCCUAAUGUUGACUUGAUUAGGACAGUAAAUAUUCCUCUGUUGACUGUUGUGGAACUGGCCCAGCUGCCCCUCCUCCGGGAGAUCAUUGAGGCCAUGCUGAAGACCUACCAGCAGAAGCUGUUUGUGACCCACACUGUGCAUGAACUGCUCUGGGGCUACAAAGAUGAGAUCUUGUCCCUCGUCCAUAUUUUCAAGCCUGACGUCUCCCCUAACUUUGGCCUGUUCUAUGAGAAAAAUGGAACUAAUGAUGGAGACUAUGUUUUUCUAACUGGAGAAGACAAUUACCUCAACUUUACAAAAAUUGUGGAGUGGAAUGGAAAAACGUCGCUGGACUGGUGGACCACAGACGAGUGCAAUAUGAUCAACGGGACAGAUGGGGAUUCUUUUCAUCCACUGAUAACCAAGGACGAAGUCCUCUACGCCUUCCCGUCUGACUUCUGCAGGUCGGUACAUAUAACUUUCAGUGGUUUUGAGAGUGUGGAGGGAUUGCCUGCUUUUCGGUAUAAGGUGCCUGCAGAAAUACUAGCCAAUACCUCCGAGAAUGCUGGCUUCUGUGUACCCGAAGGGAACUGCAUGGACUCAGGCGUGUUGAAUGUCAGCAUCUGCAAGAAUGGUGCGCCCAUCUUCAUGUCUUUCCCACACUUUUACCAAGCCGAUGAGAAGUUCAUUUCUGCCAUUAAAGGCAUGCGCCCAAACAAGGAAGAGCAUGAGACAUUUGUGGACAUUAAUCCUUUGACUGGAAUUAUUUUAAGAGCAGCCAAGAGAUUCCAAAUCAACACUUACGUGAAAAAACUGGAUGACUUUGUGGAAACGGGAGACAUUAGGACUAUGGUUUUCCCAGUGAUGUAUCUCAAUGAGAGUGUUCUCAUUGACAAAGAGACUGCAAGUCGAUUGAAGUCCGUGACUAACACAACUCUGAUAGUCACCAACAUACCCUACAUCAUCAUGGCACUGGGCGUGUUCUUUGGCUUGGUGUUCACGUGGCUUGCAUGCCGAGGACAGGGGUCCAUGGAUGAGGGAACGGCAGAUGAAAGAGCGCCCCUCAUACGAACCUAAACGAACUUACCUGUCGCCUGAGUUUGGUGAGAGAACGUGUGAACUGCCCUGAUCUGGACCAGGACAGGGAAAACCCUGAAUCCUCUCAGGCUCCUGGCCUGUCAAGAAGAGGGAGAAGCUGAAAUGCUGGCAAGUGAGGAGGGCUUCCUGGACGGAGGGUAGUGAGCAGGGUGACAUGGCCGACCGGGAUGCUUUAUAGAAUCAUGUCUCUGAAAUUGUCCUAAUGUGUCUAGGAAGUAUCUAAUAAACUUGUGUAGAAACUUUGUGGUUGGGCUCUGGGAACUGUGGGAUUUUGUGACCCCCAUUGUAGAUACAAAGUCUGCAUCGCUUGUUAACGUUAGUUGUUGACCUGACCUGAUUCAGUAUGCUUCAUUCUCCAAACUGUGUUCAAAAUAUAUAUCUAUGUAUGGCUUCCUGUUCUUCUCCGUUCAACUCCUUCCACAGGAGGAAGUGUGUAGCACCAGGAUAAAAUGAUAGCUUCAUAUGAUGCACCACACAAACGUGUCCACUUCCCCUCUUGGAGACAUCACAUGCUGCAUUUCGCUCUGUCCUCCAAUGUGUCAUCCCUUCAGGAAAAUAACUGUCUUUGGACUAGUCUAGAGUGGGUGGGAGUCACUCGGGACAGGGCGUGGGUGGGGCGGUGUCUGUAAGGAGAUAGCUUUGAGCUCCUGAGGAUUUUGAAGUUUUGCUUUUGUAGAGCAAGCGGAUGUCCCAGCAACGUUGGUGAGGGUAAGACAGAUGGUCCCUUUAGAAUAGAGUUCAGUGUGAGUUAUAGCAUUUAUAGGUUAACUGUCAUUUUCCGUCGAAGCUGUUUUGAUGUAGAUGCUUCUGGGAGAAUGGAAUCAAUAUCACGUACCCCACCCCCCACCCGCCGGUAUCUUUACCAAAUAGGAUGACUGCCAAAUACUGAAUUUGUAUUUGUAAAAUUAUAAAUGUUGCAAAGUCUCUCUGCCCAUAGCUUACGUUACAUACAGAUCCAGGAAGGCAUUUCGUCUGGACAGGACUUUGAAAAUUUUAAAUUCAUUCCUUAGAUUUAGGCCCAGCCAGUGUUUUGUGUGCCCCCCCCCCCCCCCCCCCACCGUCACUCACUAAGUGCUCUCUGCUUCCUGGGACAAUCAUUUUUCUAACAAGUGUUUACAGUGCUAGACAGAAAGUCCUUCAGAUGAGGUGUCUGCAAAGGAGCCAGCUACUUCUCUUCAGAAGGUCGCUGAAGGACAGCGGCGUCACAGCGCUCAGGCCUCAGCCAUUGUGGAGGGCACUGUCUUUGAUUCUCAGAGCCCACCAUUGGUUUUUUUUUUUUUUUUUUUUUUUUUUUUUUGGUUUUUCGAGACAGGGUUUCUCUGUGUAGCUUUGCGCCUUUCCUGGGACUCACUUGGUAGCCCAGGCUGGCCUCGAACUCACAGAGAUCUGCCUGGCUCUGCCUCCCGAGUGCUGGGAUUAAAGGCGUGCGCCACCACCGCCCAGCUCCACCAUUGGUUUUUUUUUUUUUUUUUUUUGGUUUUUUUUUGAGACAGGGUUUCUCUGUGUAGCUUUGCGCCUUUCCUGGAACUCACUUGGUAGCCCAGGCUGGCCUCGAACUCACAGCGAUCCGCCUGGCUCUGCCUCCCGAGUGCUGGGAUUAAAGGCGUGCGCCACCACCGCCCGGCCCACCAUUGGUUUUUAAUGAGGAACCCUGUAUGUUGGCUGGCCAACCUUUGAUAUAAUUUCAUGAAAACUGAAUUUCAAUGUAAACAAAAAAUUUUUAAAAAAACCUGAGAUCUCACAUACAUAUUUGGAGGUAAAAAUGUUGCUUUAAUAUACAGGCCCAAAUUUUCCUUUCUUGACACUAAAGCAAUAUGUGAUGUUUCCCUUCUUUUUUAUUUUGGGGUUUUGAGACAGAGUCUCUCUAUGUAGCCCUGGCUGUUCUGGAACUCACUGUGUAGACCAGGAUGGCACUGAACUCACAGAGAUCCUCCUGCCUCUGCCUCCUGAGUGCUGGAUCAGUGAGCCACCAUGCUUGGCUACUGUGUCCCCUUUUGAAGGGACAAUUUGUUAAACUUUCACCUUUCCAACCAAUCAAGGUAGAAACAUUAAAUACCCCAAACCACCAAAAUGUGAAAACUAAAUUGAAAAUACUUGAUCCUUAAUAACGACAAAUAUCUUUAGACCUUAUCAAUAUUUAACUAGGUAAUUCGCAUAUCCUGGUCUUCAUGCGUUGAGGCGGGGUCUCACUCUGUAGCUCAGGCUGGUUUAGAACUCACUACGUAGCACAGGUUGACCUUGAACUUAUGGUGAGCCUCCUGUCUCGGCCUCCCGGGAGCUGAGAUUACAGCUGUGCACUACCCCCGACUGUCUUUAUGCAACUACUUAUCCACACUAAUAAACUGGUAAGCCAGUGCAUACUAGUUGGUUCAUUCCUAUUUUCAGGAUAUAAUCAUCUCUGAGGAGAUUUUUUUAAACACAGACGUGACGGCAGUUAAUGAUGUACAUAGUAGACUGAACCUCACAUAGAAAAGAAGACCAAAACCGGAUUAAUCCUUCAUUAGUGCCGUGGUUACUAACAGUGAUGGCUCAAAUCACGUUUGGUAUUUCCUUCUAAAAGGUCCAUGGCAAACCCACAAGCCGCACUCGGGAUUAUAGGUUGACUAACAACAAAUGUACCCCUUUUGUGUGGGGUUGGAAAUAGCAAGCUGUUCUCUGUGUUCUCUUGAGACUGUCACCCUGGAAGGGUCCCAAAGGCUGUGGGGCCAUCAGCAUUCUCACACCACAGGAUGGCAGGGAAGUAGGAACGCACAGGGCAAGAAGGGUCUGGGCAUUUCCGGGUAGGCGCCAGGCUCUGCCCAGUAGACCUUACUUCCUCGUGUUCUACAGAGAUCACUAAUAUCAAAUGGAACAAGCACCGCACAACUAACCCCUAUUGGGGUCUUCACUUACGGGGGGGGGGGGGGCGGCUGAUUUUUAACUUGUUUGCAGUAUGAAUUCUUCAAAAGGCCCCCUGAGCAUUGUUACUGGUGUAGAUUGCUUGUGUCGGAUUUUAACAAGGAUGAUUGUUAUGUUCUUUCGUUAUGUUCUUUUUACACCGUUGGCUCAUUUCUUGUGAUUCUUGACCUGGUUUUAUUUCUACCCAUAGCACUGAAAUGUUUCACUAAUAAUAAUAAUAAUAAUAAUAAAAAGUUUAUAGGAA